Molecule: messenger RNA, 696 nt
Organism: Sitophilus oryzae (rice weevil)
Lineage: Eukaryota; Metazoa; Arthropoda; Insecta; Coleoptera; Curculionidae
Gene: twr
Product: signal peptidase complex catalytic subunit SEC11A
Exons: 5
Coding region: 117-656 (179 amino acids)
Cellular component (GO): membrane; signal peptidase complex
Molecular function (GO): serine-type endopeptidase activity
Source: RefSeq, a predicted model, not a curated record
ACUUUUGUUUUUAGUUGUCAAAAAAUUAUCCUGAUAUUAACUGACGUGGAUUUGAAAAUUCACUAAAGCUGAAUUAUUGUACACUUUUUCAAUAAAUUUCAGUAAUCAUUUCAAAAAUGGAUAUCGCCACACUAUUCGACGAUGUGCAACGUAUGAACAAAAGACAGUUCUUAUACCAGGUUUUAAGCUUUGGAAUGAUAGUUUCGUCGGCAUUAAUGAUAUGGAAGGGUUUAAUGGUCGUAACAGGCAGUGAGAGUCCAAUUGUAGUUGUAUUGUCAGGUAGUAUGGAACCAGCAUUUCAUAGGGGUGACUUACUGUUUCUAACAAAUUACCCCGAAGAACCAGUGAGGGUAGGAGAAAUUGUUGUUUUCAAAGUUGAAGGUCGAGACAUUCCUAUAGUGCAUAGAGUAUUGAAAUUACAUGAAAAAGAUAACCAGACUGUAAAAUUCUUAACUAAGGGUGAUAAUAACAGUGUUGAUGAUAGAGGGCUGUAUGCACCAGGUCAGUUAUGGUUAACUAAGAAAGAUAUUGUCGGUAGGGCAAGGGGAUUUUUACCUUAUGUUGGAAUGGUCACUAUUCUUAUGAAUGAAUACCCUAAAUUUAAGUAUGCUGUUCUGGGUUGUUUAGGAUUGUAUGUCUUAAUUCACAGGGAAUAGACUUGGAUGUAACUUUUUUCAAUGAAAUAACUGAAUGUUA